Messenger RNA from Daktulosphaira vitifoliae (grape phylloxera), 942 nucleotides. RefSeq names its product zinc finger BED domain-containing protein 5-like. The transcript has a single exon. The record is from RefSeq and is a predicted model, not a curated record. NCBI's taxonomy places the organism in Eukaryota, Metazoa, Arthropoda, Insecta, Hemiptera, Phylloxeridae. The coding region runs from base 1 to 942 and encodes 313 amino acids.
AUGACUGAUGCAAAGAGUGGAUUUAUUGCUAGGCUGAAAGAACAGAUGCCUAACGCUCGUUGGGUGCAAUGCUUUCUCCAUCACCAAGCUCAUGCGGCCAAAACCUUCCCACAGGAAUAUAGCAAAGUUUUAAAUAUUAUUAUAAAGAUUAUCAAUUCUAUUAAAGGCAAAGCGUUGCAGACACAAUUGUUUCGAAUUAUUUGCGAAGAUAUGGGGGUACUCCAGCAAAAUUUACUGUACCAUACAGAGGUUAGGUGGUUUUUGAAAGGCAAAGUACUGACCAGAGUUAUGGAACUUCGUGCUGAACUUUUAAUAUAUUUACAGCAGGCUAAGCCAGAAUACUCUGAAUUCAUUUGCGACCCGGCACUCCUUUUGAAAUUAGCUUUUCUUUCUGACUUAUUUGAGCAUUUAAAUAUCUUGAAUAAAAGUCUGCAAGGGCGAGAUGAAAAUGUCAUCACUGCAAAAGACAAAACACAUGGCUUUACAAAAAUAAUUGACUUGUGGUCGUCGUCUAUAAAUCAAAAUAACUUCGAUUUAUUUUCGUCGACACCAUCUUUUGUCGAAGAAGUCGGAUGUGAGAUAAAUAUUAAGGAAUAUAUACCUGGUAUGAAAAUGGUGUUAGAUAAUUUGAAAGAAGAAUUGUGUCAUUACUUCUCAGUGCAAGAAAUAUCGGACAAUAAUGGGCAGAGGUGGAUCUUAAAUCCUUUCUUAAAUGCAGUUAUAAAUGAGGCUAAUUUGCCAACAAAGCUCAAAGAAAAUCUGCUUGAAUUAUCUACCGAUGGGAUGUUACACUUGGAAUUCAAAUCUGUUAAUAUGGAUACCUUUUGGUGUAGGAGAAAAACAGAAUGCCCGGAAAUAGCAACUGAGGCUUUGAGGUGUUUGAUUCCGUUUGCCACCUCGUACUUAUUCGAGUUGACAUUUACUUGUCAAGAAAACGCUUGA